UCCGCCGCCGCGACCCCCUCUCCUCCUCCGCCGCGACCCCCUCUCCUCCGCCGCCGCCGCCGCUACCCCCUCCAAGAGUGAUCAACAGCGCCAUCCCGCUCUUCCAGAUCCGCCGCCCUCCAUGAGUAAUCAGCAGGACCGCCCUCCUCAUCACCUAAAUGCUGCCGCGCCGUCAUUCACACCCGGACGCCUCCAGCGGCCGGAUCCGCCGGUCUUGCAACCCCAUCAUGCGCAGCCCCAGCAUGCGCAUGUGCCGGGGAUGGUCUACCCCUUCGGGAACAACUACAGCAACCCGUACGGGCACAAUGCGUACGGCGCCUACUUCCACCAGCAGCAGCAGCAGCAGCAGCCACAGCCAAGAUACAACCGAAGAUGUUUACACUUUGGUGAUUUAUCAGAUCCACCAGGAACGUCGCCUACCCAGCAGCAGCAGCACUUGUUCUCGUCCGAUUCAGCAGCAGCAGCAGCAGCAACAGCAAAAGAAACUGCUUCAGAAACAUCAUUGGAUCAGCAAGAUCAGCCUCUGAAGCAGCCCCCAUCAGGCUCACCAGCAGCAGCAGUCUCUCAGCAAGUUGGCCAACCUCUGCUAGAUUUACCACCAGCAGCAGCAACAUCAGGCUCACAGCACGUUGACCAGGCCUACUCAGUAUCACCACAACCACCACCAGCAGGAGAUCCGGUGUCAUCAUCCAAGGAGGGGCAGCAAGUUCCUGAGGUUAAUGGUAAAUACAUAAUUGAGAUGAACCUGCCGAAACACGUGGAGGAGUCAAAUCUCUGCUUCAUGUUUAGCAAAGACCCUCAGCAUGUUCUGAAGCAGGGUAAAAGAGGUAGAGUGGAGUUUCCCAGCCGCAAGGAUGCAGAUGAGGCAAGAGCAAGAUGGGCCAUUACAGAGAAGUUCUCCCAGAGGGAUCCUAAAGACCGUACUAAGAACUUUGCAACAUAUCCUUAUGGCCGGAUGCAUCCCAUCGAAGGUUCCAUAGGCCCUAAGCCAGAGAGAGUCAACACUCGAGUCAACAAGUUGAAUAAACCAAAGCCAGAACAUGAUCCACUGAAGUUUAGGGCGAUGGUAACAGACAUAUAUGACUGGUGCCGCAUUGAUAAGUACGCAAAGGAAUGCAAUGAUAAUGAGCUAGUAAGACCAUUUAACUUCAAUGCAGCUGCGGUCCGUGGGUCUACCAGUCCUGACAUAACACUCUGUGAGGAAGGGCCUAUUGGAAACCACGUGUUCUUUAACAUAUUACUGCAUGUAUUCGCGGCACAUCUCACCGGAAGAACGUGGCAAGGAAAGUUCAGCAAGAAGCAUCUGCGAAUAUCAAGAAACCAACUCAUGUGUGCCAUCCUGAUGAGAACUGUUCCGCUAACUCGCGAGGAAGAGAUCCUUGAUGAUAUCUUAAGGAUCAUAUCAUUGCUGAAACCAGUCUAUACAAUAAACGACUGCCUCCCGCCACACUAUGCUGAGAUGCUCUCCAUCUUGAAGAAGCCACCAAGGCGAAGCAAUCCGAAUAUAUUCAAUGGAAAAGAAUUGGUUAAAUUCCAAGAGAGGGUUUUGAAGAGGCCAGCGUUCUCUACUCCUGAAGGGAGGACCCAUGUUGUUCAAGAGUUCUAUACAAACUCUCUGGAAUUUGUUGACUCUCAGUGGACAGCAUUUGACAAUUCCGCACCAGUGCACCUAGAAGACUGGAAGCACAUCCCAAAAGUUGAUAAACGUCUACUUAAAGUCUUGAGAGAGAGUCAUGGCAUGGAGGGCAAAAAUGCAGGCAAAUUCGGGAAACAGUCCCUAUACAUGCGCCACUCCAUGGUGCAUUUACCUGAUGACAGGGAGCGCAAUUAUGGGGAGUUACUUGCUGCACAAAAGGUGUUGGCGAGUGCACGGGGAGAUGUCUCUCCGCACCCUGGAGCUUUGGCGGCGGCAGCAAUUCCUGGUAGCUCCUCUCCGGCAGCUCCCCCCGGUCCACGUCCCCAGCCUAGCAGCAGGGCCGAGAAAGAUGUCUCUCUCCACUCUGGAGCUUUGGCAGCAGCAGCAGCGGGUGCAAUCCCUUGCAGCGCCUCCUCUCCGGCAGCCCCCCCCUAUUACCGUCCCCAGCCAACAAGCAAAGACACAAUAUGGGGUGGAAUCCUCGAUCAAGCUCUUGAUGAUAAAACCCCCAGCAGCUCCUCCCCAGGUCCUGAUGUGCCAAAGGUUUCCUUCACAUUACGGGAGAGGGAUAUGAUGGGAUGCUACUAUUUUAGGGAUUUUAUGGAAACUUUUGUGGACAUGAUGUAUGAACAAAAAGACAAACAACUGUGGCUAGGGGAAAUUGUCAAGUCGUACGAGAGAUCAUUGCCAAAGCACGGGUACAUUCCGCAUGAGAGCAUACCUGAGAGGUAUAUGCUUGAAGAAGGUGAUGAAGACGAGGAAGAAAGCUAGACUGGGACAAGUACUUUGAUGCACAUCAUUUCCAUCUAAUGAGUUGACACGUGCAUGUGUUAUCCUUUAUUUGCAGAAAAAUUGUGACAUCCUCUUGAUUCUGACCUCUUAUGUCAAACAUGUUAGACAAUUUUGUAACGCCAGAUUUGAUCCAUUUUCUGGAGUGAGCUAUUAAUUGUGUUGUCAUGCCAUAUUUUGGUUUAUAAUGAGUAAUCUAUGAUGAUUGAUGUGUU
Molecule: messenger RNA, 2640 nt
Organism: Aegilops tauschii subsp. strangulata
Lineage: Eukaryota; Viridiplantae; Streptophyta; Magnoliopsida; Poales; Poaceae
Source: RefSeq, a predicted model, not a curated record